AUGGACUGUGUCCAUUACUUUAACCACGGGCUACUGCCCUCAACAACCGUCACAAUUCCUUCCUCAAAGCCUUACGACUCUGCUACUAUCCCUCUCCGCACCCUAGCAUCUCCCUUUCAGUCAAGAGCGGAGGAUUCGGCCGCAUUGCUCAACGAGAAGAAGGUUAAUCGGCACUCCUCCGAUUCUGCGGGUUCUGACUUUUCACUCUGGAGUGAUACUGGCGACCUUGCCGAACAGCUUGCCGACGAGGAGGAUCCUUUACGCAUACGUCUACGGGAGUCGGGAGACCACCAGGGCAUCGGCAGAUCCAACCCACGCCCAUUACACCGGCGGCCUAAGCACGUUCAUUACUCACAGCAUAUCCAUUUAGAGCAUAAGGCUACCAAUCCUGGACUCAGUAAAGAGGCUAUUGAAAUACCGAACCCUCCGGCGAGGCAGAUCGGACGCACAGAGAAAGCCCUCGCCAUCAUCAUGACGGGCGACCGACAGAGAAGCCAGAUGCAUGGCUUGACAGGGAAGCCGUUGCUAUACUUCACUAGUGUGUUUGUAUCCGUAGGAGUUUUUCUGUUUGGAUAUGAUCAAGGCGUGAUGUCUGGAAUCAUAACAGGUUCGUACUUUAAAGAUUAUUUCAAUCAGCCUACAAAAGCCGAAAUAGGGACAAUGGUGGCCAUUCUCGAGGUCGGCGCGUUCAUUGCAUCUCUCUGCGUUGGAAGAAUAGGAGAUAUGAUCGGCCGUCGGAGAACCAUACUGUUUGGCUCAAUGAUCUUCUUUGUGGGUGGAGCUCUCCAGACGUUUGCAAACGGCAUGCCGAUGAUGAUUCUUGGGAGAAUCAUCGCCGGUCUGGGCGUGGGGGCCUUGUCGACAAUUGUGCCUGUCUACCAAUCCGAGAUAUCUCCCCCACACAACAGAGGGAAGCUUGCUUGCAUCGAAUUCACUGGCAACAUAAGCGGCUACGCCGCCAGCGUGUGGGUGGACUAUUUCUGUAGCUUUAUACCGAGUGAUUAUGCAUGGCGGAUCCCGCUGCUGCUUCAGUGCUUCAUGGGUCUCCUCCUAGGUCUGGGUAGUCUGAUCAUCUGCGAGUCGCCAAGGUGGCUGUUGGAUAAUGAUCACGAUGAAGAAGGUAUUGUAGUGAUUGCCAACCUAUACGGUGGCGGAGACAUUCACAAUGACAAGGCUCGCCAAGAGUACCGGGAGAUCAAGAUGGACGUUCUCCUCCAGCGACAGGAAGGGGAAAGGUCGUACUAUGAAAUGUUCAGGAAAUACUACAAGCGGCUCUUCAUCGCCAUGUCCGCGCAGGGUUUGGCACAGCUGAACGGCAUCAACGUCAUUUCCUACUACGCACCUCUCGUAUUCGAGUCGGCCGGAUGGGUCGGCCGUGAUGCUAUCCUUAUGACCGGAAUCAACGGCAUUACCUACCUACUCUCGACCGUUCCUCCAUGGUACCUUGUGGACAGAUGGGGUCGACGCUUGAUCCUUCUUUCUGGAGCCAUUGCUAUGAUCAUUUCGCUUUCCGCCAUAUCAUACUUCAUCUUCAUCGACAUACAUUACACCCCAGUACUAACCGUCAUCUUCGUCAUGAUCUACAAUGCCGCUUUCGGUGCUUCCUGGGGCCCCAUACCAUGGCUUUACCCACCAGAAAUCCUGCCGCUGAGCAUCAGAGCCAAAGGAGCAAGCCUGAGUACAGCAUCCAAUUGGGCGUGCAAUUGGAUUGUGGGUGAGUUGACGCCAGUCUUACAAGAAUGGAUUAAAUGGCGGUUAUAUCUCGUACAUGCGUUUUUCUGCGCUGUCAGUUUUGUUCUCGUAUAUUUUCUCUACCCUGAAACCGCCAACGUGCGACUCGAAGACAUGGACCAACUCUUCGGCGACGCUACCACGGCGAUGCCGACUCCUGCUCAACACGCAGAGGUUGAAUCUCUGAUGAGUGGCAACCGAUCCCCCGUGCCAUCGCUUGACAUUAGGCGUGGGGGGCCUGGUAAUUUUACAGCAGACAAUGCAAUUCCGGGUCUUGACAUUAAUCCGCCAUCCGUUCCGGUGGAAAACGGCAAGCCUCGGCUUCCGCCUGACGCGCCGGCGAGUAGUGAAGGGCUUGGAGGGUGGAUAUCAAGAAUGGUACAAAGGACGAAAGGCGAGGGUAAAGGUGGGGGCGAUUAUGGCCGUCUGGGUCAAGAUGAUGACUGA
Letharia columbiana is the source of this 2178-nucleotide messenger RNA. RefSeq lists its product as uncharacterized. NCBI's taxonomy places the organism in Eukaryota, Fungi, Ascomycota, Lecanoromycetes, Lecanorales, Parmeliaceae. Gene Ontology annotation, molecular function: carbohydrate:proton symporter activity. Gene Ontology annotation, biological process: carbohydrate transport; transmembrane transport. Bases 1 to 2178 code for a protein of 725 amino acids. The record is from RefSeq and is a predicted model, not a curated record. The transcript is spliced from 6 exons. Gene Ontology annotation, cellular component: membrane.